This is a messenger RNA of Haliotis rufescens (red abalone), 10832 nucleotides long. Its product is annotated as arf-GAP with GTPase, ANK repeat and PH domain-containing protein 1-like. Gene Ontology annotation, molecular function: protein binding; GTPase activator activity; GTP binding. Bases 141 to 3083 code for a protein of 980 amino acids. The record is from RefSeq and is a predicted model, not a curated record. The transcript is spliced from 25 exons. Gene Ontology annotation, cellular component: nucleus. Lineage: Eukaryota; Metazoa; Mollusca; Gastropoda; Lepetellida; Haliotidae.
GACAUGCGCAAUGUCAAUAUCUUAGCAAGCCAUCUUGUGGAAAGGUCUUUGGAAUAACGUUAUUAUUGUACGAUUUUGACAUGCACAUUUGGCCUAAGAUGAAUUUUCAUAGGAGAAAAUGACUCUCCUAGUUAUCAACCAUGAAUGCCCGGAGCCCAAUGCAGUCCUAUUGGAGCAACUCGCUGGCAAUUCGUCAGGAAAUUCAGCGCUUCGAAAGCGUGCACCCAAGUAUCUAUGCUAUUUAUGACUUGAUCGAAGCGAUUCCCGAUCCAUUGAUUCAACAACAAAUACGUGAACAUGUGGUUUGCAUUGAAGAUUCAUUUGUAAACAGUCAAGAAUGGACACUAAGUCGCUCAGUCCCAGAUCUCAAACUGGGUAUUCUUGGAAGCGUACAAAGCGGAAAGUCGGCUCUGGUACACCGCUACCUUACAGGCUCCUACAUGCAGGAGGAAUCACCAGAAGGUGGGCGAUUUAAGAAAGAAGUGAUCUUGGAUGGGCAGAGUUAUCUUCUCCUUAUACGAGAUGAAGGAGGUGCUCCUGAAAUGCAGUUCACACACUGGGUUGAUGCCAUCAUCUUCGUCUUCAGUCUAGAGAACGAGCUCAGCUUCCAGGCUGUGUACAGCUACUAUGCCAAGAUGGCGCACUACCGCAACGCUGCUGAAAUACCACUCAUAUUGGUAGGAACGCAGGAUGCCAUAAGCGAAAGUAAUCCUCGCCUAAUUGACGACAUGAGGGCGAGAAAACUAGCCUCGGAUUUGAAGAGAUGCUCCUACUAUGAAACGUGUGCCACAUAUGGUUUAAAUGUCGAGAGAGUCUUUCAGGAUGCAUGCCAAAGGAUAGUGCAGACCCGGUACCCAUCUUUGCCAUCUACUGUGACCCCUGUCCCAAGUACCCCAAACCACUCACAACGAUCCUACUAUGGCACACAGUCCAGCAAGCCCUAUGAUAGUCAUAGCACCAGCAGUCAGUCAACAUCUAGCUCCGGAACACUGGUAACCGGGACGAGUAUCCAGAACAACACUAGUCAAGGGGGGAACCAGGGCCAGCAGUCAGGGAGUACUACCAAAGAGAAAGAGAUGCGAGAAUCCACAAAGGAGAAGUCAGAUAGAAAGAAGAAGGAGCAUCAGCAUCUCCCUCCACCCCAGCAGCUCCCCCCUCCUCUCCCUGAGCCCGACUCACAGGAUGAUAGAGUUGAUUUUAGAGAAGUAACAGCAUCGACACCUCUGGCUGUUCGGAAAAAUAAAAAACCCACCGCUUCUGUUCAGAAAUCCAACUCCUUUAGUGGAGCUACUGAUCUUCGCCAACAUGCCCACCAUUCCACGGCCAAUUUUUUGGCUCGGAAAAACAAACAAUCUCUGAAGCCUACUUUCAUGAGUGAAAAAAUGGAUUCUUACAUGAUGGAAUUACAAAUUCACGACAAUAGUCCUUUCACCCCUCUCCUGACUAGAAUGACCCGUGUCAGGUCCAGCCUCAUACUAGAUAAACCUGAAGGGAAAGACUUGCCUACUCCAACAAGCACUCCAACGCAGUCUAGAAAAAACAGACGGAGGUCGAAUCUCUUCAAUCCUAAGAAGGAGGAUGAGAAGAAGUCCGAGGGGGAGAAGCUUGGCAGUGGACGGGCGAUACCACUAAAACAGGGUUACUUGUACAAGAAGAGCCAUGGGCUGAACAAGGAAUGGAAGAAGAAAUAUGUGUGUCUGCAAGACCAAGGCAAGCUCACGUACCAUCCGAGUUUGCAUGACUACAUGGAUGAUGUGCACGGGAAGGAGAUCCCGCUAGUACACACGACGGUGAAGAUACCAGGAUUGCGGCCUCGCGGCUCUCGAACAACCACCACUACGACCACCGCCCAUCACCCACCACCACCACCAGUCAAUGGAGAUAUCAGCAGUCUCUCAGUUUCAGAAGCUACGCAAGACGGUGUUCCUACGAUAGAUAACUCUCUGGUUAUACCAAACUCAUCAAUAACCCCACCUGGUUUUGAUGGUUCUGAUUCGCCACGCCCCUCGCCACGGCCACCUCCUCGACCGAAAACUUCAGGAGUACCACGGUUGGGUAUCAACAACUCAGCGCUGAGCUCCAAAGCAGAGACUCCCAAUGUCAAAAAGAGGCAUCGGAGAGCGAAAAGUGGAGGGAUUAAAAAUAUUGAUCCUAGUCAAGGAGAUGAUUCUGAUGGUUACGAGUUUGUUAUAGUUUCUUUAGAAAAUAAACAAUGGCACUUUGAAGCUGGAAAUGGAGAGGAGAGGGACGAGUGGGUGUGUGCCAUCGAGCAACAAAUUCUUACUAGUCUUCAAGGCAAUGAUAGCUCAAAGUCAAAGGCCUUGACAGACGUAGCAGGGAUGCAAGCGAUCCGAAAUGUGAGGGGAAACAAUGCCUGUGCAGACUGUGGCUCUCCAAACCCUGACUGGGCUAGUAUUAACAUGGGAGCUCUGAUCUGUAUAGAGUGUUCAGGCAUCCACCGCAACCUAGGAACUCACAUCUCCAAAGUUAGGUCACUGGAUUUGGAUGAAUGGCCUCCGGAGGUGACGAAGGUGAUGACAGCUAUUGGCAAUAGUACGGUCAACUCUGUGUGGGAAGCUAGUGCUGGUGCUAAGGAGAGGACCAAGCCUACCCAGUCCUCCCCCAGAGAUGAGAAGGAGAGAUGGGUUAAGUCCAAGUAUGAACUUAAGGAACUAUUACCACCACUUCCCUAUGUGGAUAUCCCAGUUAACCAGCAACUGAUUGAUGCUCUGGUCCGUGAGGAUAUCCGAAAUAUUGUCAUAAUCCUGGGUCAUGGUCAGCCUGAUGACAUCAAUGCCCCGUACAGUAAAGAUGAUGGCCGAACAGCACUUCAUAUAGCUGCAGCACUGGGAAAUGUAGUCUUUGUGCAGUUGUUGCUAUGGAAUAAUGCCAGCGUGAAGGUGGUGGACCAUGAAGGCCGGAAUGCUCUGUGGUAUGCCAAGAGUUCCGGAUCCACAGAAUGUGUAGAGCUCCUAAUUAACAAUGGCUGUCCUGAGCAUCCAACAUUGCCACGGAGGAGAGGCAGUGCUCAGCCCUCGGGCAAAAAUGAUGUAUUUGACAAAUUGCCUGCAAGUGUUAUUUGAGCAGUUACCACAGACAGAAAAGACACCAGUGUGAAGGGCACAAGCAUUGAUUAUUCCUGGAAACCACACACAAAUAUCAGUCCCAUUGCAGUCCCAGUGCGACUUGGUGUUGUCAAUCGGGUUCAGCCACCAGAGGGUAUGUCAGGUUUCGAUAUGACUUUGACAGUGGUGAUGGCAUAUGUACGUACCUAAGUGUCGAAGGUGAUUAGCUAGAUUGCCUUAGUUUGACGUACCAGCCCAUAACGCAUGUGUGUUAAUGUUUCGCUGCUUAGCCCUGUUUCAGUUGCACACUAGUAGAGUGUGACCAGUGCUAAACAGUCUCACUGCCUUUAGCUGACCUCAGCGUUAAGUGCAACAGAGGAAAGAUGAUGGAUUGAACACUACUGCCAACUGAGCAGCGAUCUCCACGAUCGAGGUCAUGCUUGAGGUCAUGUGACAUCCUCAUUCAGUGGGAUCACCUAUGCCUUCCCAGAACCCCUGAGGCAAAAUGGUGGCUUAGGAUGGGACAAUCCAAGGUAACUGAGGGAAGUUACCGACUACAAGCGUUAUAAUGUUGUGAUAAAGAGACCGUGUAAAUUAUUCUGUAUGGAGAUAUGCAAUCAUAUCUUGUGACUUUCUGUAGGGAUUCCCUCACGUGUCUGCCCUGGUCACCAGAAGAUAGCAAUGCAUGCUGGUUUAUCAACAGUAGGAGUCAGUGUGAAUCUUGUUAUCAUCAUCACUGUGUAUCGUUUUAGUUAGGUUAUCAUGCUCAUGUCACAAGAACUGGAUUUUUUAAAGGAUUUUUUUUUCUUUUUUCAUCUCUUCCAUUUAAUAUGCUGUGAAAUCGUCUUAUCACUGUGGCAUGAGUAGUAGUGUUUUCAGUUGUGUUAGGUUACAGAACCAAUGAGUUGUGUUAAUCUGGUUUAUAUGAUGUUUUGAUUGUUGGCAUUUUUUUGGUGAAAAGAUUUUCCUACUAAUGGACAGAUGUGUAAAGGCACAAGCAUUUAAGUCAAUAUGUGACACUAAUCAUAUGAAUGCAUUUUCAUGUGAAAUGUUGAAAUAGUUUAUGAAACUAUGCUGUUAGUUGAGAGUGCAAUAUUGAUUUUGAGUGGAGACCAGGGUAGACAACUCUUGUUUCAUUUAGGUAUUCUUGAAGUGUGCUCAUUUUCUGAGGUUUUAUCUCAACUAUGGUGUGGAGAACUCUCAAUAGUGCCAUCUUUUGAAGAACCAUCUUACCUUGAAAUAUCUCGAUUUUUAUUAAUAUCCUUGAAUAACAUUGUGAUACUUUCUGUCAAAUUUAAUCUUAAAUGGAAUUCAUUAUUCUUUGUGGUAAAAUCAUUAUAUCAUAUCAACAUAAGCAAUUCUUUAGCAAAUGCAGUGUCAAUAUAUACUACUCUCAAGAAGUUAAAAAACACCCAAUUUUUUUUCAUAUGGCUAUGGUUAAUUUCUCAUGGCCUUGAAGUGAAAAUCAGGUGUUCUUUAUAUCUUUUGAGUAGUAUAUUGUUUUGUCUUGUGAAGGAGUUGAUCUCUGUGUCUGUGUUUCCCAAACUGUUGAGAGUCAUCUACACCCUGGUACUAAUUGCCUGACAACUGUUUCUGCAAUAUAAGUGCUGGCUGAUAUAGAUAGUAUCUUCCUACAACUAGUUGUCACAGUAUUGACCUGUUGGUCUAGGCAGCAGGCUCUUGCUUUUGUUACUUUGUUGAUCUUGAAUCCUAUACCCCUUGUCGGCAUUCGACAUUUACAUUUUGUUGUCCUAUCAUGAAAUCCCAUCGUCAUAUGAACCUGUCCGAAUUCAUUCUCUAUUCAAUCACGUUAAUCAAUAGAUAGAUUGAUCUCUUCCCGUUUCAGCAUUGUGUUAAAAGUUUGUUAUUUGAGCUAAUCUGUGCAAAGUAUGAAACACCCUGUUUUGUAGUUGUUGUUGAAAUAGUUGAUCACUGCUGCAUUUCAUGUUGACUUUAACCAAUCAGGAUGUAUCUGUGAAGCUAGUCACUCGAUGUCCACUAACAGUCGUUACUUUAAGCAGGUUUAUAAACAUGACUAAUUAACUAUUUGCUCAGGUGUUAAACACACUUCUUCACAAGGUUGUCGUACGUUAGGCUUGUAGCAGUGUCUCAUUUUGUGACUGUUACGGUUAAAAUGUUAUUUAAAUAUGGUUGAAGCAUUAGAUUCAGUAGUCAUGAUCAGGGCAUUUGGUGUAGAAACUACACAGGGUCCGAUGUGUGAAGUUAGCGCAAAUGUACAUCAGAAUAAUGUGUUGACCUUUUUCUUGAAACAGUAUCAGUGUUCAUACUACUUUGUGGGCGGUCGGGUAGCCUAGUGGUUAAAGCGUUCGCUCGUCACGCCGAAGACCCGGGUUCGAAUCCCGACAUGGGUACAAUGUGUGAAGCCCAUUUCUGGUGUCCCCCGCCGUGAUAUUGCUGGAAUAUUGCUAAAAGCGGCGUAAAACCAAACUCACUCACUCAUUCAUAUUACUUUGUAAUCCAAUAUAUCUUUUAUAUUCCAUUAUACAGUUUCAGAGUAGGUGAAUAUUUCAAUUGUAGUCAAAUAGAGAGGUUAAACUGUCUUAGGAAAAAUGCUUCAGUUACCAUGGAGAAAUAUUAAAUAAUCAAACAGAAAGACUUAGUGAUGGUAAGGUAUUUUGGACCAGCUCUUUAAAGCACCUAAAUGACUACCUGUAAGUUAUGGUGUAGGGAAUAAGGAAAUUGAAAUAGAACAUGUGUUGAAUGAACAGUUGUACUUUGGUCAAUCGUAGCGCACAUAUAAUCACAAUGGCAAACAAAAGCUCAACAUAAUAGAAAAGUGUAAACAUUUCUAGGAAUAUUUUUUUUUCACUGAACUUUUCCAAUAUAGCUUAUUUUUAGGUAUUUGUUCACUUACUGUAAGUUGUUGAAAGUAAGGCAGUUGUUUGUUUGCAGCAUAUUGAUAGAUUUAAAGAACACAUGCAGUAGUUGUCAGUGCUUGCUCAGGAAACGCCAUGGGAGUUGCUUAGUAUUUCCUCUAGAUAGUGAGAAAUCAAGCAAGUUGGAAUUGAAUGUAUGCAUUUAUUAGAUACUUAUUUUCAUACCGUUCCCUUGUUCAUGCAGUAAUGAUUGAGUAAUUUUGAUUAGUUCAAAAAAAUUGAAUAGAAGUCUCCUUGUAUAAGAGUAUGGUGUCAUAUUGAUAGAAAAAUAGGAUAGGAAUUACUAGGGAAUAACAGUUAUUGGGCCAAUGGACCUCUCUUGAUCAGAACUGAAGGGUUGUGUUUGAAAAUGGGACAAUGACCCCAUUCCUAAGAGCUGAUGUCCUAUAGGCAUGAAUUCUAAUAACAGGUAGACAGUAGCUUUGUGAAUUGUACAUCAAAUUAUUUUUGAAUGGCUUUAUCUUUGACGACUUGAUUUCCCAUGUGCCAAGUGUCUGCUUUUUGACCUGAUCUUCCUGCACUGCUAAGCUGCAACAUCACGUUUUGCCUGGAUUGAUUAAUUCAGUGGAUAGUUUGUCAUCCCCUCCAGUCAUCCUUCCAUGUGUCUGAAGUAGCUGUCUUUUGUGUAAUUCGGUUACUAGUGACGUCAGCUAUUGGCGGUUCUAAACUUCAGAAAAUUAGAAUCUUCAUUUUGGUCAUGAUUUCUGCAUAGACCAUUCUAUUCUGGCGCUGUAGGAGUAGCCUAGUGGUUAAAGCAUUCAUGGCCACACCAAAAGUCCAGGUUUGAUUCUGCACAUUGGUACAAUGAAAUAUAUUUUUGGUGUUAUGUGCUGUGAUAUGGCUGGAAAAUGGCUAAGAGCAGCUUAGGACCUAACAGUCAUGGCGACCUAAGUUUAUCAAGAAAGGCAGAUUUUCACAUGCUUUAUGAAGGUAUCAUGUAGCAAGGUAAUGUCUGCUUCUCUGCUGUCCGAGGUUUUUCUGAAGUAGCUCCAUCGAGGAGUAACUCGAACUUUGAAAAUGAGUUGUUUUAGUAGCUGGAUGUUUCUUUUGGAGAAGUAAGUUACAAAAAUGUGUUUGGGUUAAGGAGUUCUAGAAUCCUUAGCCAACAACUUAAUUGUUUAUUUAUGGUGCAAGUUCAAACCACAAUUCAAAUUAGAGAAGUGUGUUUUAAAGAAGAAAGAUGUGUUGUUACAGGUACAGUAUAUGCUACUCAAAAGAAGUUAAGGACCCGAUUCUUUCAUAUUACAGUUAAUGCCAAGGAAUUGUCAUUAUUAAGCAGAAGAAAUUGCUGAAAUAUUGAAUGUAGGACUGUUUAACUGUUUGCAGUAUCAGUGAAAACCAAGAUAUUCCAACAGGUUUCAUUCUGGAGUCUCUGAUACGGUAAGGUAGGGUAUUAAGGUACAAUUUGCAUCCAACUGUGACACUUUCUCGAACCUACAACCAAGACUAGGUCAUCCCACAGCAUCUACACAGGUAGUUUGCAAGUUGAAUGUUAAGUUAGAUGUUUUCUUUGACACGAAUGAUCUCAACUAAAGAUUUUGAUUACUUUCAAAAUUGUCAAGAAAUCUCAAACAUUUUCAUUUUCAACAAUUUUGUGGAAAUGCAAGUGAAACGGGUUAUGUUGUUAAGUUUCAGACACUAUAAUAUACUACUCGACAUUUGCUGAGGACCACACCUUUGAUUAGAGCAGGGAUAGAAAUAAGCACUAGCCUGCUAGCCUGAGCCAUUUUCGCUAAUGUUGAAGGUAUCCUCAGGGCUGGUAGAAUUUCAAACAUUUUGGGGAUGUUCUUAUAUGUUAUCACUGUCUUGGUUAAUUUCUAUCCCUGUAAAGAUGUCUAUGUUGAUCCUUAGCAAAUGUUGAGUAGUAUAUAUGGCUUAAGCACUUAUUUUGUGGUUCUACUUAGAUAGAUAUGGCUAUGCAAAAUCCCAUUUCUCAGGAAGCUGAUUCAAAGGAAAUUUCUUUGGUAAGAGGAACUAUUCACGUUAGGUAGGAAUCAGAACUUUAAUUUUUCUUAAGUUAAUUGUGUACUUCUUAGAGAUUAUUGAUACUUUUAGAUUGUGGGCCUGCUUAGAAAAUAUUCUCUUUCCCGACGGUCUUCAUUUUCAUGAUUUCAUAUUACUGUAAAACUGGAAAGCUUUGUGAAAAGGAAAUGACUGCUAAAAAACUGCGAUUGAAACAAAAUCACAAUAGUUUCAUGGCACAGUUAUAUUUUGUAAGACCAACAAUGAACAAAAAAUGCUAAGGUGCACAUUUCUACCACACAUUGUCAAACCAGCCACUGCAUGAUUAAAUACAUAAUCCCUCCCAUCAUGUGUUUCUUUAAUUACACAUUGUCAUUCAGCAUCAAUAGUCUACAGGGGAAAGUUCACUAACCUGUCACAUCGGGUCUAGUUGCUCACACAACACUGAGAAGUAUUCCAGAUGUACACCAGCCAGUCUAUAGAGCAUGAUAGUAGUAGAUAAUCACACUACUCCAGUCCUCCAUGUCAACUGCAACACAUGCAUCUAUAGUUUAAAAAUCAUGAACUGACACCAAGUUACCAUUUCAUCACCCCGCUUCCUACUUAUACAAUAAUAAUCUUUUGUAAUCUUAAAAGGGUGUUGCAUAACUUUCCAGAUGCAGUUAAGGCUAUUGUAAGGCACUCACAAUAAUUCAUGUGUGAAACUUUCCAGAGUUUCAGUAUCUAAAUACAUUUCACUUCAACACAUCGAAUGAGUCUUGAAGCACAAAAUAUUCACAAUUAAUUCUGAUUUAAUAUGACUGUUCGAGUUAAGUUUCAAUAUCUUGCAUGCUACUUCAUGACUUCGAUAUAUCGCCAGUCCUACAAAGUAUUUGUAUAAGUGUGGAGUUGCUUUCACAAUUUCCUGUAUGUUCUACCUCCUCUAAUGGCCAUUAUGACUUUAUGCAAAUAGUGAAACACAGUAUCUCUAUGAUAAACUUGAUCUCAAAACGUACAUUUCAUGAACUAUUACGUCACUGAAAUAUUCUGAUAAAGGAGUGUGUAUUCAAAUUGGAAAUAAUCUUUUUUCCUUAUUGAAUGGUUUGGAGGAUAUCACUGAAUAGAUGUGGUUAAUGCCUUAAAUCAUUGCCCAGUUUCUGGACAUUGUUUUAACACAGCUAUGUAACAAAAGUGAACCACCGAAAUUAUCUCCCUUGCAAGCAUAUAGUUAGAGUUGUUUCCCUUUGAUAAUGUGUAAACCCUAAUGUAUAACUUUAUUAUUCACCAUCAUCAUACAUUUGUUAUCAUUUAUUCUAAUUAAGUUAUAUCCAGGUUAUCAACAACAUUUAUUUCAUUCAUGCUAGUGUAUAGUAGAUCCAUAAGAAGUCCUAUUUAUUUGUGUGCCAUUUAUGGAGACUGGCAAAAUUCGCAGUGCAAUUGUUGUUAAAAUGCUAAAAUAUUUUGUUCGUCCAUAUGUACAUAACAUGAGCUGUUCUUAGCUUAUACAGCAAUCCUAGAUGUACAUAGAUCUUAGUAUGGCUAUAAUUUUAGACUACUUUCUAUUUUUCUUUUUUUUUUCUUUUUUUUAUAUUAAAGAAAUUAGGAACUGGCUACUUCCUAGAUCUCAGUUGCUCCCACUGAAAGCUAUAUUACUAUGCUGCAAUUUGGUGCCAUAUUGAAAAAAUGGCAUUUAGAAGCAAAUGUUUUUUUGUAAACUUAUCUCUAUGUGACAAUGAACUGUGAAUUGUGUUUUACUUACACUGCAGUAUGUGUACCAAACAUUAAAUUAAACCUGCAGUUUCAGGCCACGCCAAAUUAUUUUUUCCUUUGGAAGUAUUUUCCUGAAUACAAAUCUGUAUUUGGGGAAAAUUGAGGUGAUUAUUACGAACAGAUAUUCGAUAUGUUGUGGCCUUAUGUGUUUCAAAUUAAGGAAUCAUGCUUAAUCAAUUCAUAGAAAACAAUAGAAAGUGUGGUCUGUGCUCUGAUGUGGAAGAUUGUGCUGACAAGAUAGUUUUUUCACCGUCGAAUAGAAAUGAAAUUGGUAUAAUUAAUAACUACUACUAAUAAUGUGUAUUGUUAAAAAUUGAAGCUUUCAGUAUUCGUUGAUAUUUAUGACCUGUGAAGUAGGCUCCCAAUCUUUAGAUGCUUGAAAUAACUCCUAUAGCCUUGCUCACAAUAAAUCAUAUCAGUCGUCGUUCAUUGUAUUUCUAUGCAUACCCUUGCAAAACUUACUUGAUUUUAAACUUUCUCAGUAAAGUCUGUACUUUUUUAAAUGUUUAUCAAUAUUUUACCUAUCUUGUUUUAUUAUUAUUAUAAUUAUUAUCACGACAGUUGUUUUUCCCCCAGGAUGCAUGAAAGGAUCGAUGUAAUAAUCAAGUUUGAGAUCCCAUUUUCAAGAAUUAACCAUGCACAGCUUAGGUUGAUAUUUGAUAUUGUUUAAAGUUUAUUUUGAUCAACUAACUUACAUACAUUGAGGAAAGGGCAUGGUAUUUUUUUUGUCUUUUAUGAUUUAAAUAUUUUACAGUUCAUAUUCUAUUUGUAAAGUUCUUAUUUUAGACUGCAUCCUUUCUGAAUUGAACAAAGUUGUACAUUUGCCAUGUGUGUUGUACUUAAGGUCCUGACAUUGUACAUCUUCUGAAGACAUUAUUAACAUACAUACAAUUCUUUAUCUCUAUCUCCAAGCUCUUUGAUGUUUUAUCAGCUGAUUUUAGAAGCAUGUACAAAGACUUGUAUUCCUGUGAGAUUUCGCUACUGGGGCGGGGUCACAUCUUCAACAGUCCGUCGUCUGUACCCACAAUGCUUUGACCGAAAAACAGUUGACGUCAUCUGAAAGCUUUCUACAUGUUGGACUGUGGACGUCAACUUGUGUAGAUAUUUUAUACAACCAGGGGCUGAUGUACAAAUAAACAAUACAACAAAGUGGAUAACA